Molecule: messenger RNA, 3518 nt
Organism: Drosophila grimshawi
Lineage: Eukaryota; Metazoa; Arthropoda; Insecta; Diptera; Drosophilidae
Gene: Hsl
Product: hormone-sensitive lipase
Exons: 5
Coding region: 217-2895 (892 amino acids)
Biological process (GO): triglyceride catabolic process; cholesterol metabolic process
Cellular component (GO): cytosol
Molecular function (GO): triacylglycerol lipase activity; sterol ester esterase activity
Source: RefSeq, a predicted model, not a curated record
UUGAAUUGCUUGUGUUCAUUUGUUGUUAUUGUUGUUAUUGCUAACUUAUUUUGCGUAGCUCUGGAACGUUACCUAUGCUAACAUAAAAGCGCGAUAGAAAUGCAUUUUGCUUCGUAUAAAGUGCAUUGUUAAAUUUGCAAUAUCUAAUUUGCGCAUAUGUGUACUAUUAAACCAUGAAAUAAGUCAGCGCCAACGCAUAUACCACCUCACACUGCAAUGAUUGCAUCCGAGUUUGUCGGCCGCCCUCAAAAGCCGAAUGCCCACUUUGAGGAUAAUCUGAAACUCGCCCAGGCGGCGACCACCACUGAUGAGAUCAAUAUGAAAGCAGCAGCUGCCGAAACAACCACGCCCACAACGACGCCCGCCGAUUUGCAGCCAGCAUAUCAAAAACUGUACGCCGAUUGCCAGGAUCAUGCCGCCUACUUUGCCAAGGACCACACUGAGCAUGGACAACGUUUGCAUGCCGCACACAUUGCCUGGCAGGAUUUUAUAGUGCUGGCCAAUCGGCUGGUCCUGCAAAUCGAGGCCUUUGCCCACGAAUAUGACUUUGAUGAGGCGACGCCGGGCAACGGCUAUCGCAGUUUCAUCUAUGUGACCAAUGCGUGCAUUUCGCAUGGACGCGGUAUUUGCCAGCAAUUGUUGGCCACACGCGCCACCCUCUUCUUUCGCAAGAAGUUCCUCAUGAAGGAGGUGGAGGCGUGCUCGCAGCUACUCUGCUCCCUGUGCACCUGCCUGCAGUAUCUGCUAAUCCUGCGCCAGUGGUCAGUGAAUACGGGCGAUCUGCUUGCCAGUGGACGGCACACAGCCGAGCAACUGUUUGAGCUGGGCGACACCAUCAAUCAGUAUUGUUUCUACGGUCGCUGCUUGGGCUUUCAAUAUGGCGACUCUAUACGCGGCGUGCUCCGGUUUCUGGGCAUCGGCAUGGCCAGCUACUCGGAGACGUAUUACUCGCAGACGGACAACGGCAGCAGCACUCUGCUAAAGACGACGCGCAGCCUGUGGUCCAGCGGCAAGUAUCUGAUGAAUCCAGAGUUGCGUGCCAGACGCAUUGUCAACAUUUCGCAGAAUGCCAAAAUCGAUUUCUGUAAAUCUUUUUGGUUUCUCGCCGAAUCGGAGCUGAUGCACAAGUUGCCCAGCAUUGUAGGGACUUCGAUUAAAGUGAAUCGCUUGAUUCAGCUGCCGGCGGAGCCACUGCGUCUGCCGGCGCGUCUACAGCAAGUGGAAAACAGCGCUGAUCAGCAAUUUGUGGACAUUCCCGUGCCCAGUGCACAUCUGGGACCUGGUCUACCCGUCUCGGUUCGACUGCUGAGCGCCAAGCGACGCGUCGGCAUGCUGGGCGAGGGACGCUAUCGCGGCUGGCGACGACCAGCAGCGCCAUCGAAAUCCAUACUAUUUCACUGCCAUGGCGGCGGCUUUGUAGCGCAAUCCUCCAAAUCGCAUGAGCUCUACUUGCGCGACUGGGCCGUGGCACUGGAUGUGCCCAUACUAUCCGUGGACUACAGUCUGGCACCGGAGGCACCCUUUCCACGUGCCCUGCAGGAGGUGUACUACGCCUACUGCUGGCUGCUGAACAACGCCGAGCAUCUCGGCACGACAGCAGAGCGUGUAAUCUGUGCAGGUGACUCAGCAGGUGCGAAUCUCUCCAUUGGCCUGGCGCUCAAGUGCAUUGAGCAGAAUGUUCGGGUACCGGAUGGCUUGUUUCUCGCUUAUUGCCCAACGCUGGUCAGCUUUGUGCCCAGUCCGGCGCGUUUAUUGUGCCUAAUGGAUCCACUGUUGCCGUUUGGUUUUAUGAUGCGCUGCCUGCGCGCCUAUGCAGCGCCGUCCAAUGAGAUGCUGCAGGAGAAUGCCAAGCAUGUGGAUCAGCUGGAACAGAUACGCAACGCACAGGCAGCAGCAGCACAACAGGGAGUGGAGUUGCCUGCCUCUAUUAGCAUCAACUCGAGUCGACGCACCUCAAUAGCGAGGAGUCCGCUGACGCCGCUAGAGCCGCCGCAGAAUCGUGAGGAUGUGGAUGAGGACGAGAGUAGCGACACUUUUGCCAGCGCGUCGUAUCACAGUCAGACGGUGGAGCGCACUGAUCUGCCCAGCAGUGGGGGCAGCGACAAUAGCUCGUGUGUAUCCUUUGAGGACGAUUCGCAGCCCAUCGAACAUUAUCCGGUUGAGAUUUCAGCUGAGAUACCCAAAGAUGCUGCCUCAGCUGCGUACAUUGACAGUUUUCUGGACAAAUAUCUCAUUGACACCGCCACCAUGGAGGCCACGGAGGAGAAUACAGUGACAGCGACAACAGCGGCAACAACAUUGCCACUGGCAAAUGGACACGCCAAAAGCGAUUCCGAGGAGAACAUUCUGGUUGAGACGGGCCGCGAGAUAAUGGUGGACACGCUGCCAGGUCGUUUUCACGAUGCGGUCAACAAUAUAAUCAAUCGGUGCACACAAUCCUACGAGAUACAUGGAGGGACGCACAGUGCAUCUUGUCCGCAGGAUGUGCGAAACUUGGAUGCACUGAUUGCGCGCAGCCCGAGCGAGGAGUUUGCAUUCGAAGUGCCCAAGGAUCCGUUUUUAUCGCCCUAUUGGGCCAGUGACGAGUGGCUAUCCCAACUGCCAGAGACCAAAAUACUUACGCUGAACAUGGAUCCUUGCCUAGAUGAUUGCGUUAUGCUUGCCAAGAAACUGAAGCGACUAGGACGACAAGUGACUUUGGAGAUACUUGAGGGUUUGCCACAUGGUUUUCUAAAUUUUACAAUGUUGUCCAAUGACGCGAUGGAAGGCUCCAAGCGCUGCAUCAAAUCGCUGCAGAUGCUGCUGCAUGCAACUAAAGAUAACAACGACGAUAGCACAGGCCAAGAUGAGAUCUCCAGUCCCAGUGCGUGCUCGGCUGCAUCGGCAGCGCCUUAAGAACAAUAUAAUCUUAAUCUUAUAUACAUGAACCAUAUAUAUAUUUAUAUUUAUACAAUGUUAUAUGCAAAAUUGACGUGUGGUUUAUGUGGCACAUUUCUUGCUUUUUUUUGCAUCUCGAAUGUUUUUUGAUACACAUUUUUAUAUUAUUAUUAUUGAAAAUAACGCAAUUAGCUUAGCUUUAUAUGUUUUGUAAUGGCAGCUAUACAAUUAUACGACUAGUUAGGCUAAAGCUUCUACACAUUAACCAAGCCAAUCGUUCAAGUAUUGAGAGCGUGUAAGCACGCUCAAUAAUGUAUGUAUAUAUAUAUAUAUAUAUAUACCGAUUCGUAUAUAUAUAAAAGCUCAAACAAUAUGUACUCAACACUUAUACAAUGACUCGAAUAUGUGCCUGUUAUAAACGAGUACUUAAGUGUUAUUUAUAUACCAAUUUAUAUAUUUACCUAUGUCUGGACAUCACUUUUGAGGCUUAUCAGCUUCUAUUCGAAUUAUAUAUACAUUUAUGUAUUUUAUUUUGCAUAUCAGUUUUAAAUUCCUCCUUUAGUUUUAAGCGUACUCGCCCAGUUUUUUAUGUUUUAUUGUACCCAGUUUUACUAUGUUAUUAAAUGGUUAUUGCCAUCAAA